CGUCGUCGCCCAUGGAUGUGUGUGGUGUGUCUCCCUUUAGAGCGGAACACUGGGAAUUAUACUUCCUUGAAAUGUAUCUUUUAUUUAAUAAAAGUAGUUUUCAGGCUUCGCGCAGAUAGCCCGACGGGUCUACUCGAAGAGCAGAAAAUAGCUUGUUGUAACUGAAGGAAGUGCAAAGGAAUGCUCGGGAAAGAAAACUCCCGGUCAUACCAAGAGUUCAAUGAUGAUGAUAAUGAAGACACACAGUCUCCGGGCUUCUUUGACGAUGCCACUGAAGACCUGAAUAGCGACGAGCCGACUGACCGCGUCUCGCAAGAGGAUGACAUCAGGGAAAACAGUCCACCGAUAAGAUUCAGCAAAGCCUGCCUGAAGAAUUUCUUCACAGUGGUGCUCAUCUUCAUCUACCUGCUGCUGACCGGGGUGGCGGUGUUCCUGGCCUACCAGACUAUCUCUGACUUUCUGGAGAGAUUCCACCACCCUGUUAUGUCUGUCACCUACAAAGAGGUUGACUCGUUUUCCCCCCCAGGUAUCGCUCUGUAUCCCGGCAAAGCUCAGCUGUUGAGCUGCAGACAUCACUACCAUGACUACAUCCCACCUUUAGUGGACCCAGGCAAGCAUCAAGAGGGAGACUGUGUGAUUAAUGAUGUGACUUACUUCGGGCCAUUUACCAAUGAAACUGAGAAAAGAGCUCUGGUGGUCCGCGGCCCAUCUGACGUCAGAAACAAGGAGUUGAUCUUCAUGCAGUUCAGCCUAAAUGAAACCGAAGAGGACUUCAGCGCCAUCUCUUACAUGCUUUUUGCCAAUUUUAGUGACUUGACUGAGAGUGCAAACAAAUCCGACUUUAUGAGGGAUUGUGAGAGCAAUUACUCCAUGUGGACUUUCUCCGGAGGAUUCAGAACCUGGGUCAAGAUGUCUUUAGUGAGGACGUCUGGCAAAAACAAUGAAGCCGUCGAGUUUCGGCAAGAGUCCGCUGUGGUAAAAUUCAACGACAAAAGGCCUGCAUCAGAAAAAAACAAUGAGCUCUUCUUCGCUGUCUUUGAAUGGCGGGAUCCUUUCAUGCAAGACAUCAGACUGAUAGUGACUGCAAAUCCCUGGAACUCUGUAGCCAUUCUCUGUGGCGUCUUCAUGGCUCUCUUCAAGGCUGCUAAUUUUGCCAAACUCACGAUUCAGUGGAUAAUCAGAAUGCGUAAGAGGCAUCUGAGGAAUAAAGCCCGGGAGCUGAACCAAAUAAACUGAAAACGCUUAGCAGAAAAGCACUGGUGACACAAUCUGACGAGAUCCAAAUGGUCCAAGUGAGUUUUUUUAGGUCACUACUUGUACCAUUUUCUAAUCAUUGGUUAAGAUGAUCAACACUGAGGAAUGUUUACCCAUAACAUUUGUUAGAACAUAACACUUUAGAGAUACAGUGAUAUGUUCUAACUGAAUACCACUGUGAGAUUAAUCAUUUCCCAAAAAAAAUGGCCAGUUAGACAAGAAUUCAGAGAAUUGUUGGUUGUUGCCAUUUCCAAAGAUGAGGUAUUUUCAUAAAUGUUUUGUAUGCAUGUAAAGGAAUCGUUGCUAAAAGCUGAGGCACUCAACAUGUUUGUUAUAGUUUGAGAUUUCUAAAAGAUUUUAAUGGUAUGACUGUUUCAAAACUGAGAAAAUGUGAACUUUGGUCAAAAUGUUGCUGGAUUUUAUAAUCUUAUUCAAAAAGGGAAUAUUGUAGCAUAUUUUAUGUUUGCGUCUUACUUUUUUCACAAGGCUUUAUAAUUAUAUUGAUGACUCUAAAGGGAUUAUUAUGAGCUACUUUUCUUCUGUCAGAGUGAUCUGCUGUUUUAUUUCAAACCUGUUCAAACCUACUGUUGUUUUUAAUUUGAUUUAACAUAUGGUUAUUGUUGUUAAAAUGUACUUGAAUUACUGUCUUAAUUAUGUUGCAUCUCACCCACUAUGUUGUUGAAAUAUUGGAAAAUAAAAAUAUAUUUGAAUGCC
This is a messenger RNA of Perca flavescens (yellow perch), 1968 nucleotides long. It is a transcript of the gene pacc1, whose product is annotated as proton activated chloride channel 1. The coding region runs from base 181 to 1236 and encodes 351 amino acids. Lineage: Eukaryota; Metazoa; Chordata; Actinopteri; Perciformes; Percidae. The record is from RefSeq and is a predicted model, not a curated record. The transcript is spliced from 8 exons.